This is a messenger RNA of Octodon degus (degu), 2503 nucleotides long. RefSeq names its product CTP synthase 2 (gene Ctps2). NCBI's taxonomy places the organism in Eukaryota, Metazoa, Chordata, Mammalia, Rodentia, Octodontidae. The record is from RefSeq and is a predicted model, not a curated record. Gene Ontology annotation, molecular function: CTP synthase activity; identical protein binding. Bases 561 to 2339 code for a protein of 592 amino acids. Gene Ontology annotation, cellular component: cytoplasm; cytoophidium. The transcript is spliced from 19 exons. Gene Ontology annotation, biological process: CTP biosynthetic process; pyrimidine nucleobase biosynthetic process.
UGGGAACUCUGGCUUGUCCACUGGACUGUGAGUGCACAAGGGCGGGAUCCUGUCUCCUCUUCCUCUCCCAAGAGCGUUGCAGCUGUUCCCGCCACGUUCUAGAGAAGGCAUGAACGUUUGUGACGAGUGGCGUUUCUAGGGACCCUGGUAACGGUCGCCGCGCGCCCCGUGAGCUUUUGUACUGUGAACCGCAGGCGACGAGUGGGAGGCGCAGGGCCUGGACGGAGCGGACUCAGGGGACGUGGACCGCCGGGUCAUUUUGGAGGCGCGGGCUUCGGGCCACCACGCCGAACCCCGAGUUCUCGGCGUGAGUCAGCGGGACAGCGGUGACGCGCACAAGGAAGCUGGGCGACGAGGCUCAGGUCGCUCGCUGGCCCAGUGUGGGCGGCAGCGAGGACCCGGUAGCGAUUCCGGGCGACCGAAGCGAUGGCCCCCUCCCCGGCAGGACAGGUGAUCGCCAGGCUGGCGGUGGGGCGGGGCCCGCCGGAUCCACCCUCCCGGGCGCCACUGCCGCUGCGCAGAGUACAUCCGGGGGUCGCCACGUGGCCACUGCUGCACCAAUGAAGUACAUCCUGGUCACUGGCGGGGUCAUCUCCGGCAUUGGCAAAGGGAUCAUCGCCAGCAGCAUUGGGACCAUCCUCAAAUCAUGUGGGCUCCGAGUGACGGCCAUCAAAAUUGACCCCUAUAUUAACAUAGAUGCGGGGACCUUUUCACCCUACGAGCACGGAGAAGUGUUUGUCUUAAAUGAUGGCGGUGAAGUCGACCUGGAUCUUGGCAAUUACGAAAGGUUCUUGGAUAUUAACCUCUAUAAGGACAACAACAUCACCACCGGGAAGAUCUACCAUCACGUGAUCAAGAAGGAGCGGCGUGGCGACUACCUGGGGAAGACAGUGCAAGUUGUCCCCCACAUCACUGAUGCCAUCCAAGAGUGGGUUAUGAAUCAGUCCAAGGUGCCAGUGGACGGGAACCUGGAGGAGCCCCAGAUCUGCGUCAUAGAGCUGGGCGGCACCAUCGGAGACAUUGAGGGGAUGCCGUUUGUGGAAGCCUUCAGACAGUUCCAGUUCAAGGCAAAGAGAGACAAUUUCUACAACAUCCAUGUCAGCCUGGUCCCACAGCCCAGCGCCACUGGGGAACAGAAAACCAAGCCCACACAGAACAGCGUCCGUGCGCUGCGGGGCCUGGGGCUGACUCCGGAUCUGAUUGUCUGCCGGAGUUCCACACCCAUCGAGAUGGCAGUGAAGGAGAAGAUUUCCAUGUUUUGUCACGUGAACCCUGAACAGGUCAUGUGUAUCCACGACGUAUCCUCCACCUACCGCGUGCCCGUGCUGCUGGAGCAGCAGGGCAUCGUGAAGCACUUCAAGGAGCGGCUGGACCUGCCCAUCAGCGACUCCUCAAGUGGCUUGCUGCUGAAGUGGGGGAACAUGGCUGACAGGUAUGAAAGGCUGCAGAAGAUCUGCUCCAUUGCCCUGGUUGGGAAGUACACCAAGCUCCGGGACUGCUACGCAUCUGUGUUCAAAGCUCUGGAGCACUCGGCCCUGGCCAUCAACCACAAGCUCAACCUCAUGUACAUCGACUCCAUCGACCUGGAGCAGGAUGCCAAGGCCCAGGACCCCGUGCGGUUCCACGAAGCCUGGCAGAAGCUGUGCAAGGCUGAUGGUGUUCUUGUGCCUGGAGGCUUUGGUCUCAGAGGAACCUUGGGAAAAAUCCAGGCGAUUUCUUGGGCAAGGACAAGGAAGAUUCCCUUUCUGGGAGUCUGCCUUGGGAUGCAGCUGGCUGUGAUCGAGUUCGCGAGAAGCUGCCUGGACAUGAAAGAUGCCAACUCCACCGAGUUUGAGCCCGACACCCCUGUACCUUUGGUGAUUGAUAUGCCAGAACACAACCCUGGUGAUCUUGGUGGGACCAUGAGGCUGGGUCUGAGAAGAACUGUCUUCAAAACCCAGAAUUCCAUAUUGAGGAAACUGUAUGGUGACGUCCCGUUCAUAGAGGAGAGACACAGACAUCGAUAUGAGGUGAACCCUAACCUGAUCAGCCACUUUGAACACAAAGACCUAGCUUUUGUAGGUCAGGAUGUUGAUGGGAAGAGGAUGGAAAUCAUUGAACUGGCAAAUCAUCCCUAUUUUGUUGGUGUCCAGUUCCACCCUGAGUUUUCUUCCAGGCCGAUGAAACCUUCACCUCCUUACUUGGGUCUGCUGCUUGCAGCGACGGGGAAUUUGCAUGCUUACCUGCAGCAGAUGAGCCCACCACUCUCAAGUGACAGAUACAGUGACUCAAGUGAUGACAGCUUCGCGGAGCCCAGGAUGGCUGAGCUGAUGCCCAGUGAAGAAGAAGGAAUUGUUUGAAGAAGCCAGCACACACCCAGAAUCCCUCUGUUCACCGCACCGGAUGUGGAGGCUUGGUGAAACUGUGGAUGCUUACCUCUGGGAACCAGCAACCAGGGGGCCCCCCAACCCUGGUAGCCUUGGGAGUCAGAUUUCUAUGGCUGAUUAAACUUUCUGCAACAACA